Candidozyma auris is the source of this 1446-nucleotide messenger RNA. It is a transcript of the gene ESC4, whose product is annotated as Esc4p. The record is from RefSeq and is a predicted model, not a curated record. Bases 1 to 1446 code for a protein of 481 amino acids. Gene Ontology annotation, biological process: double-strand break repair; DNA double-strand break attachment to nuclear envelope. Gene Ontology annotation, cellular component: Cul8-RING ubiquitin ligase complex; nucleus. NCBI's taxonomy places the organism in Eukaryota, Fungi, Ascomycota, Pichiomycetes, Serinales, Metschnikowiaceae. The transcript has a single exon.
AUGGGCGCCGAAUUCACAAAGACUCUUGACAAUCGCAAUGAUUUUCUUGUGGCCGAGAAGCACGAAGGUGAAAAGUUCAAUGCAGUUCAAAAGAAAUGGCCCGGAAUAAAAGUCGUAAAUCACUUUUGGAUUGAACAAUGUUUCGCAAGCUGGAAUUUUUUGGAUCCAACGAAGCCCAAUUAUGGAAAAGAAGCAUUCAAAGUUCCAAAGAUAGGCUCAACUACAGUAAAAAUUUCGCUUCUUGGUAUCCAAGUUCGAAAUAAGGUCACUCUGGAUGUUGAGGAUAGUGCCACAGAAGGGUUUUGUGUUGAAUCAACUCCUGUAACAUCACCCUGUAACAAGUUGGGUGAGCAGAAUGGUGAAAGAAAAGGCCCUGAAGAAGCCAGUAUAGCCAAACAUUCGAAGAGAUCUUCACCUGUGAGUAAGCAAACACCCACACAAUCUCCCGAAGAUGUUCUGGUUUUGCAGAUGAAGGAGGCACAAUAUCUAGAGAGAAAGCGUUCGAGUCGAUCGGCAAAACAAAAAGCAACUCUUAAACUUCACAAUGAUAUGGAGGACUUGAAUAAUUAUACCUCAAUGCUGAAGUCGGUGCGUAAAAUGAACACCUACAUGAAGCAGCUCGAAGAAAGCGUGGAUCAUAUGUCAAAGAGGAUAGCAAAAGACUCAACUGAAGGACGUGAUGCUGAGGAUUCAGACGCGGCAGGAGAACAAGUGAAGAGAAGAAAAAAACAAGCCAGUGCUGCUCACAAGGUAGUCAUAAUGACAGGCUGUGAACAAGAGAUCACUCUUACACGCGCCGAUGUUGUUAGCCUUUCAAGAGUCGGCAUCACUGUUGCAAACGACUUUGACGCGAAUAACCCUAUAGAUGCAAUCAUUGCGCCCAGAGUAUUGAGAACUGAAAAGUUUCUUAAGUGCUUAUCGCAAUGUACGCAAGUGCUUCAUCCUAAAUACCUCAUUGCAAUCAUUAAGGAAAUCAAAAAGUCCCCUAAGCUAGAUUCAAUAGCUGUCAGAACCUUAUUUCCAUCUGAGGAUUUCUCCUUAGAUUUGUUUGUCCCCAUUGAAGAAAUCAACAAACAGUUAGGGAUUAAAUCAAAACAAAGUGGCUUAAAGUUACUACUCGACGCUCCCAAUAAAGGAUCUGUUUUCAAAGAUAUGAAGCUAAACCUUUCUCAUAACUUGAAUGGUGGAGCUACCUUGAUUAAGAGCAUCUUGAAGGAACACGGACUAAGCGAAGUAAAGAUUGUCAAAUUAACAAGCUCAAUUGACCGCAAAACUUUACUAUCCGACGCAAGUGGCAGAAGCAUCAUCGUCGCCAACAAGGAAAAAGACGUGAGGGCGGUGAGAUGUUUAUCGUCUGACCAUUCGAUAUCUGUCUGUUGGGAUUGGUGCGUUAAAUCGAUCUUCAAGCUGACGAUUGUUGAGUUCGAAGAGUUUCAGAUUCAAUAA